CCUUUUCUUUUGUGUCAGAAAUGAUUAAAAGUGUGUCGUCUUAGCCUUAAAAUCAGCUGUUUUGCAUAACAUUGCGAAUCCGGUUGAUUUGCUCCAAACAAAACAAAACCAGGACCAUGCUAAAAACCGCUGUUAGCCGCUUAUUACAAAUAAAUUCAGUGAAAUGUGGUGGCCGGGCGUGUUCGGUUCGCAAUAUCAACCUGAUUCCCAUGGUAGUUGAGCAAACUGGCCGCGGUGAAAGGGCCUACGACAUAUUCUCGCGCCUUCUUAAGGAGCGAAUUAUCUGCUUGAUGGGCAAUAUUACCGAUGACAUCAGUUCGACCGUAGUGGCCCAAUUGCUAUUUCUGCAAUCGGAGAAUGUCAACAAGCCGAUCCACCUGUAUAUCAAUUCCCCGGGUGGCGUUGUAACCGCUGGCCUGGCAAUCUACGAUACGAUGCAGUACGUCAAGCCACCGAUAGCCACGUGGUGCGUGGGGCAGGCCUGCUCAAUGGGAUCCCUCCUUUUGGCAGCCGGUGCUCCGGGAAUGCGAUACUCCUUGCCCAACGCUCGGAUCAUGAUACACCAACCCUCUGGUGGCGCACAAGGUCAAGCCACAGACAUCCUAAUACACGCAGAGGAAAUAAUAAAAAUUAAGCGUCAGCUUACCAACAUUUAUGUGAAGCAUGCCAAUAACUCCUAUGACGAGAUGUGCGGACGUAUGGAACGAGACCACUUUAUGACCCCCGAAGAGGCUAAGGUUUUGGGUAUUAUAGACCAUGUCCUUGAGCAUCCGCCAGAGACGGUUUCCGAAACCGGACCGGCAUCAGAUGGUGGCGUUACGUCUGGCAAAUCCAUGCCAGAAGAGACGGAGAAGAAGCGAAGCAAACAGGCGGCCUAAUAUUCAAUCAAGUGCAUAAACCAAAAUUCAAAUUUAAGCUUAAAAAGAUUUGGAGCCUUUAGUUUGCGAUAAAAUGUACAUUUUCCAAUUAAAUCAAGGGAGAAAACCA
Drosophila ficusphila is the source of this 987-nucleotide messenger RNA. It is a transcript of the gene ClpP, whose product is annotated as ATP-dependent Clp protease proteolytic subunit. The transcript is spliced from 3 exons. Gene Ontology annotation, cellular component: endopeptidase Clp complex. Bases 117 to 878 code for a protein of 253 amino acids. NCBI's taxonomy places the organism in Eukaryota, Metazoa, Arthropoda, Insecta, Diptera, Drosophilidae. Gene Ontology annotation, biological process: protein quality control for misfolded or incompletely synthesized proteins. The record is from RefSeq and is a predicted model, not a curated record. Gene Ontology annotation, molecular function: ATPase binding; ATP-dependent peptidase activity; serine-type endopeptidase activity.